AAAGUUUAGUUAACAUUCUUGUAAAUGCACUGACUACUUUGUCUCAAGAAGCCUCACAAAAUACCAAAGAGCAUAAAUCACACCAACUUUCUCCUGAAGCAAUAGAAAAAUUGAAAGAUCUACAAUUUUUGCUCUC
This is a messenger RNA of Dentiscutata erythropus, 136 nucleotides long. The record is from the annotation of a GenBank genome assembly. NCBI's taxonomy places the organism in Eukaryota, Fungi, Glomeromycota, Glomeromycetes, Diversisporales, Gigasporaceae.